UCUGAUGGGUGAAGCGCCUCAUCUGCUCAGGCGUUUGCAUUUAUAAACACAUGGUUAAAGUUAAACGAGGAUUGCUGUUUGAAAUUACCUUUUUUUGUGUUACUGCCAUGGUUCAUAAAUCAUUUAGCUGUUUUAAAUUGUUCAUUUUAUAAGCGUGAGGGUCGUGUGCUGUUUUUUCUUCUUCAGGAGAGUAUAAAGGUAGAAGGCUCUGUUGCAGAUCAGUAACAUCAUCUUCAUACACACAUUAAAGUCGCAGAAAUGAGAAAAACGUCUUUUUCUGUAGAAGAUAUUUUGGAUCCCAUCAAAUUCAACGGGAAACGUGAACAAGUGUGCAGAUGCCGCUUCACUGGAGAGUUCAUUGAGAGCGAGGGACAGUUUAUACAACACCGCCUUCAAAACAGACAAGAAAAAACAGCCUCUACAGAACCACAGGAAAAUGAACAUCAAAACAGAGGAGAUAUGAACUGUGAGACACAGACUGGCCUGGGUUCAACAGAGAGCUUGAGGUGCCCUGAACAGCAAACACACUGCACAGCGCUGGACCCACCUAGAAAUGAGCAUGUGGAAGAGAACAGCCAGCGCAGCCCCAGCAAACCCAAAUCCUGCAAGACCAGGCGGAUACGGACAGCGUUCACUUUCCAGCAGCUCCAUGUCCUGGAAACCCGCUUCCACUCCAGCCACUACCUCUCAGUGUGCGAGCGCUUCAGCAUCGCCUCCGCCCUGCACCUGUCCCAAACGCAGCUCAAGAUUUGGUUCCAGAACCGCCGCACCAAGUGGAAGAAGGAAAACGAGGGAAAGGAGAAAGACAGGUCUGCAGAUGAGCUUCACCGAGCCAGCCCAACCCACCACCACUUUGGUGUCUCCCCCUACUCCUCAAUUCUACACAACCCCUCCACCUUACCAUACCCAGCAAAGACCAGCUUGAGGUACACACCAGAGACUCUGAUCUCAACACUUUAUCCACAGCCACUCCUACUGGCACCUGUGUUUUAUAAUCCUCUGUUUUAAGUAUAAUGACAAAAGAUGUAUGUGUGUUAGAUACAGGGUUGUCCCAUAUGCAAGUCAGGCCUCAUAGGCAAUAUCAUAUAUUAUCCUGAUUAGGAUGGUCUGUUAGAUUGGGUGGCCACAUCCUGUUGACUAUCUGCACCACACAUCAAAAUGAUCUGAAUGUAUUCCUCUUUGCUUGAAGACAUUUCACAACUGAAAGAAAUAGAUACUGUGUUAACAAUUAUCGAUAUGAUGCCUGACUUAUGGGACACCUUGUUUUGUGUAGGUUCUAUAAAGUCUGUGCUGGGUACGUACAUGUCUGUGCACUCAGCUUUCAGGAGCACUAAAUUACUAAGUUAUAAAAUAAAGUCUGUUCCACUGAGAUCAUACUGUUCAUCAGUAUUUAUGAAUGACCUCAUGCCAGCACAAGUCUUACUGAUAGACAUGUUGGCACAGAACGCUGUUUCAAUGUCAUGGUGAGGUUAAGUGCAGUCUGCAAAGAAUGCUACAGGGUAGAUGCUUUUUGUUUAGGUAUAAUGCUGAAUUGACAUGCUAUCAAACAACAUAGGGCUGUAGUAAUUGUGCUUGUAAAUGCAUUGCCGUCCUAUGCAGUUACCAGCUUGCUACGAUUACAGAAAUUAUUCUACUAUUCUGAAGAAACCAUUGAAGAACUACAACCAGCAAUGGCAACACAAUGUAGCUCACUGCUGGGUACUGAUAUUGUACUAUUAUUAUUAUUAUUAUUAUUAUUAUUAUUAUUAUUAUUUAUUUCUUAGCAGACGCCCUUAUCCAGGGCGACUUACAAUCGUAAGCAAAUACAUUUCAAGUGUACUGUAGUUACUGCAAUGUGCAAUGGUUGG
This is a messenger RNA of Acipenser ruthenus (sterlet), 1847 nucleotides long. RefSeq names its product homeobox protein pnx-like. Lineage: Eukaryota; Metazoa; Chordata; Actinopteri; Acipenseriformes; Acipenseridae. The record is from RefSeq and is a predicted model, not a curated record. Gene Ontology annotation, biological process: cell differentiation; regulation of transcription by RNA polymerase II. Bases 259 to 1008 code for a protein of 249 amino acids. Gene Ontology annotation, molecular function: DNA-binding transcription factor activity, RNA polymerase II-specific; RNA polymerase II cis-regulatory region sequence-specific DNA binding. Gene Ontology annotation, cellular component: nucleus. The transcript has 2 exons.